Paracoccidioides brasiliensis Pb18 is the source of this 4131-nucleotide messenger RNA. RefSeq lists its product as uncharacterized. Bases 1 to 4131 code for a protein of 1376 amino acids. Gene Ontology annotation, molecular function: structural constituent of nuclear pore. The transcript is spliced from 3 exons. Gene Ontology annotation, cellular component: nuclear pore. The record is from RefSeq and is a predicted model, not a curated record.
AUGCUCAAAAUAUACAAGGAGACCAAGGUCGACUUCCGACCAACGGCGCCAUCCUCGAUCAUCAACAUCCCCAUCCCAUCCUCCUCGCAAGGCCUCAGCAAUCCGCCACAUCGACGUACGAAAUUUUCCCUCUUACCUUCUAUUACUCCUUCUUCGCACCUCGACUACGUGGCAAAGGAUGAAAACGCUUUCGCAAAGCGCUACCUAGCCACCCAGGGCUCAGUCUAUUUUCGCCAGCGAAAAACAUACCCACGCAGCUUCCUCUGGCGAGUUGUGGGCGGUGACGAGGAUGGUGAUGAUGAUCGAUUUCUCGAGAUACGGCCUGUGGACUUGACCAAGGGCGGGAAUGAAGUGACGACGUCAACGACGGCGAACAACCAUCUACAGGAGGUGAAUCUGUUACUCCGGCUCGAGUUUCAGGAAAGGAUAACACCGCAUGGCGUUGCAAUGGCUGAUUCGGAGGGGCAUGAGGUGCUGAGUUUGUUUGUGGUUACGAGGGAUAGGCAGUUGUAUACGAUUAGUUUGCGGCCGGAGUUCUUUCGACGGGUUGCGGCGAUUGAUGAGAAUGUGGCCGAUUGGUGUAAAAUGAGCUGUCCGGCGCCGUUGUCUUUUGCGCAUCCCCAUCGCUUGCAUGCGAGUAACCCUCAGGAGUUGUUCAUUUCGCUGGAUAGCGGGGCGUUGUUAAGGUUGACGAGGAAGGUGGGAGAUGACGGAUCUCACUGGUCUACGAUCACUUUUGAUGAAAAACCUUGGGGUUCCUCAUUUCGCGGCCUUGUUAAAUGGAAUGGUCACCAGCAGAUACGUUACGAUGGGCGAGCAUUGGAUCCGACUACUUCGAAUGCUAUUGCUACAACCUCUGACCAGACUUUUGUGUUCGUUGUGGGUCUCAACCAUACACUGAAGAUUUGGAAUUUAGCAAGCCAUAAACUGGUUGCAUCGAGGGAUCUGCUAAAUCGGACGGCUGAGCAACAAGACGCCGCUCCGACGACACUAAAUCCCACCGAGUCCGCCUUUCUUCGUGUGUUUAAUGCUGAGAGGGCUAUGGACGGUGAAGCAUAUUACGCUGUCACAUACUCGCCUCUGGAUGAUGGGCAGUUCAAGUUCUGGGCUGUGAAGGGUGCGUUGACAUCGGACCUGGAGGUGGAGGACCUUUUCCCCGAUUGUAGAUUCAAACCUGCAGAUCCAGACCCUUCUGGCAGCGUGUUUUGGAAUAUUGCAGAUUUUCAAAUAAAGUCGAUGGAAGAAGGAAGACAUAUGGUCCUCUGGGUGCUUUGGAGGAAUAACAGCCUCUAUCAGAUUUACAGCCUCCAUUUUGAUCUGGAUAAUCUGGAAUCUGCAUGGCGCCACAAUUGGACAGGAAUGGCAUUGGAGACUACGGGCGAAGAACUUCCACCAAGUUUCCUAUCGUCUGACAUUGCUGAUCCCACAGAGAAGUGGCUGGAGUAUCUUUUCUUUCCUGGGAAAUACUCGCGUGAAGUCCUUGCGACUUCUCUUGCUAUCUAUCAGGAUGCUAUGAAGAUAAAGCCGGCAAGUGGCUUUAACAAAAAAUCUAUCCCUCUCCAACAGCAGCUCUGUUAUACAAUUUUGGAAUCGGUUUCUUUGCGAAAAUUCAGCGAAGCUGGGGUAGACUAUUCGAAAUACAGACGGGAAACGGAUACCAAAUGGCGACAGUUCUGGCAGAUAGCGGAUGAUCUUAAUAGAAGGCGAAGAGAGGCGAUCUCCCUUAGCUAUGAUGCGUUUACUGAUCUUCCAUGGCUGCUUUUCUCGGAUGGAUGCUGUCUUAUUCGCGAAUGUAGCAGCACUGAGCUGCUGGUACAUAAUGAUGGCCAUGCAUUGAAACAGCACAGAAGAACACUGGAAGACUCCUUUCAUCAUAGAAAUUUGGAUCAGGAGUUGAGAGAUCGGCCGGAUCUGCUAGCUAGGCUUAUUGAAGCUGCCUCAUCGUUUAGAAAGAAGUUUACACCGGAACUCAACCAUGCAUGUUCUAUGGCGUUGAAUGCUGAGCUUUACACGGAACCCUCUCUCUCAGCACCAGAGAGAGUUGCUGCAUUUCAUUCACGGAGUAAAUUCGCGGAGUUGAUCACUGAUGAUAUGUUUGAUAAAAUGUUUGCUGGCAUUGAAACGUCCAUAGGGCUGGAGACGCUCACAAGUGAGCUUUUUCUUUCCAUCAUCGAUACGAUGCCGCUGGAGUUUCCAGGAAAGGACUCCGAACUUUUGUCUACAGAUUUUGGGCGUGCGGUAACUGUUCAGGGUGUUCUGGAGACCAUUCGGCUCAACAGAGAAGUGCUGUAUGACCUUUUACUGCUUACUGUUUUUGUUGAGACUGAAUUGACGCAAGAAGAUGGCGUGCUCUUCGAUGGGACGGAUUUGUUUGCAAACCUGAUUGAGCUACUAAAGGAGUAUGAGAUGAUGGUAUGGCUAGGAUCAAACGUUCGACCGUUGCCUGGAAAUUCAUCUCAUGGAAGCACGAGCAAUGCGAUGUCACCGGUAUUAUCCAAGGAGAAAGGAUCAAAUAAACAAGAGCACAGAUUGUCGACUCUUCUUGAGGACCUCUUUGCUUUCCAUAUCAAACCUCGAUCGACAUUCGGUGUGCCUCAGACAUUUACUCUCACCCAACAAGUUCGCGAUGUUGUGUCCUGGAUCACGAGACAAGGUGAAGUGUCAUUCCCGAAUGUUUUGGUGUUCAUACAAUGUGCCCUUCUGGCAUCGGAUAAUAUCGACUUGGCAUCUGAUUUCUUGCGCUUUCAACCAAACACUGCAUGGUCUACAUAUGUUAAAGGACGGUUUUAUGUAGCCAAGUCUAUGUUUGAUGUUGCCGCUAUUUAUUUCCAGAAAGCAGCAUAUAUUCUCUCACAAGGUAAAGCAGUUGGCAACCUGCAUGAGAUGUCGUCGAAUCUUCUUGAUAUAAUAUCAGUUAACAGCUUCAAUAACGGGCUUCCAAGAUACUUCCAGCACAUACUCUCUCUUUUUGAGAAGGCCAGGGCAUUUGCUCACGUUGCCGAUUUUGCACGUCAUGCUCUUCAAGCUCUUGAAUCUGACCCGAGAAGGAAUGAUCCGGAAUCUGAUUAUAUUUAUAUGCGGACUGACCUGCUUUCACGUCUUUUCCACGCUUCCUUGAAAACCUGUCGGUUUGAUGAAGCCUACUCUGCCCUUUCCCGAUAUACAGAUUCUGCGUUACAAAAGUCGGCCCUCACCUCUUUAAUCACCACUAUCCUUGCGGCAUCGGGACCAGGCACAGCGGGACUCCAGAAGAUCCUCCGUUUCCCUAUUUCACUGCAACCAAACCUCGCAUCUCACAUUGACGAAGUCCUCCUAUCGCUAGCAAAGAAACAAGCAACACACGGUCGAUCACAGGGCCAAUCAUUACCCUCUGCAACUCCUUGGCAAGGCAAGGGCGAUAUCCCAGAUUACCAGCGUGUUCUCCAAGCCUAUCGCAUCGCACGUAAUGACAUUCGCGGAGCUGCAGAGGUAACUUACCAAGCAGUCCAGCGGCUGCGUGAGGCAAGGGAUCGCAGCUUCUACUCCACUCGUACUUUGAAGAUCCGACGAAACGCAUAUGAAGAAGUUGCACCACCGAAGUUCCAGGAGGUGGAUGACGAUGACGUGGAGAGUAAAAAUUUGCGCAAUGAGCUACUAUCUCUGAUAAACCUUCUCGCCUGCAUGGACAAGAGCGAGGCAUACAUCCUCGUUGAGGCUGAGGAUCCAAGCAACAGCUUUCGCCCACGCAGCAGUAGUGUCGUUGGCAAUGCUGGUCCUGUGGAGGACAGCUCGGUGAUUUUGGACUCUAACACCUCAACCAUAUCGCACCGGGCUUCUAUUUCGCUCCCGACUUCUGUCAAGGGGCAUAGCUAUUCGCCUCGCUCAAGUCUUGGCACCGGCGAAAGAAAGUUUAGCACCGGAUCUCAGCAUUCUACAGGGCAACGGCAACAGCUGCCGCAAACCAAGUUUCCCAAGCGUGUCAUUGUUACGUUAGAGGAUCUGCGGAGAGAGUACCAAGCAGAGUUGGAUCGAGUCAGCAGGAUUGAGAAUGGGGAUUGGGAGUUUGGAUUUGUUGCAGGCCCGGAAGAGAAUAUGGAUACCGAUAUGAAUGAUGAUAACGUGAAUAAUACGGAAGCGAUGGAUACUCUCUAA